Molecule: messenger RNA, 972 nt
Organism: Trypanosoma cruzi
Lineage: Eukaryota; Euglenozoa; Kinetoplastea; Trypanosomatida; Trypanosomatidae
Exons: 1
Coding region: 1-972 (323 amino acids)
Source: RefSeq, a predicted model, not a curated record
AUGUCCGCUAGAGUGGCUCGAUCGAUGUAUCGGCGGAUGCUCAAGAUUGUGGCGUCCAUUAAACGUGUAGGGGCUGAGCAACUGGCAUUAGAGCGCUAUGCCGAGUUUCUCCCUUGCACCGUGGAGGUGAGGAAGGGCGAAUCCCUUCAUGCUCUUCUCCGUAAGGCCUUCAUUAGCGCCUCAUUGAGUGCGGAAUCUUUAGCCAGCGGCUUCUCCUUCAUUAAGGACGCCACGGAGUCUUUGCCUGAUUUGGAGCUGCUUUCUCUUUGGAAUGCCUAUUGCCUCGAUGGCGAGUAUGAGAUGUUGUAUGGGGUUGCGCUUUUGAGUGCCGCACUGCAGCAGGCUGAGAACGAGGAGCCAACGCAUGCAGGGGAGUUGGGUGACAUCGUUUCUAGGAUACGAGGUGAAGUGCGGCUGUUGGUGAAUGAAAUGAAGGAAGCGGUGGCGGCAACUCCCACGCCGUCAUCUGUAGGACGGCACGGGCUGGAUGGGCGUCCAUCGUCUCUUGAAACCGCAGUGGAGUCGUUGUGGAAGCGUGGCUUUGACGUUAGUGAGCGAGCUGCGGAGGACCUCACUGCUCUGAGUCUCCUUCGCAAGAGACGGGCGUCGGUAUUUCUUCUCAACGUUCUUCUCACGGUGGCCCUGCAUGAGUUGGGCGUGCCGUGCACGCUGGUGGGGACGGAAUCCCAUAGACCGUGGAUACGCGUACAAAAAUCUGGCAGUCGUCCCCUUUUUAUGUCGUUUGCACACGCCGGCGUACACUCAGCGAAGGAGGUUUUGCGCCUGGAUGGUCAUCCGCCAACCUCUACGCAGUGGUGGCGGGCUGCGCGGUGGGAUGGAAGCGGCCGGAAGCACAUUCUCUCAAGAAUGCUGAAAGUGCAACUGAUGCUUCUUUCCUCUUCUUUAGAGUCCCCUUUACGCACACGACAAUUGAAGACGUGUCGAACCCAAAUACUUUUUCUUUUAUCCUAA